Molecule: messenger RNA, 3915 nt
Organism: Camelina sativa (false flax)
Lineage: Eukaryota; Viridiplantae; Streptophyta; Magnoliopsida; Brassicales; Brassicaceae
Source: RefSeq, a predicted model, not a curated record
CACAAACGAAGGUUUAGUUAACCCUUGGCUCUUGAAUUCGCCGCGCCUCUUACGAGAGUUCGUCUCCUUCAGAGAUUGUCUUCGCCAAUUUUCAAAUUAUUUUUCCAGGGUGAUUUUUGUUUUCCAUAUUCGGAUUUAAGAUCUGACCCUGGGGUUGAAGAUUCACUAAAACUUCUGGGUUUUUGGGUUUGAAUAUCCUCAGUUGAUUUCUGAGUAAACCAAAGUGAUCAUGGAGACUGUUUCAGAAAUCGGAAACUCAAAUGGCUGUUUGAAUAAUCCUGAAUUGAGUGAUAAGCAUAAGGAGAGAUCGGGGAAAAAGAAGAGGAAAUCAAGGAAACAUGAUAGUGAGUUGAAGAAUAAUGAUUCUCAUAUCAGUAGCCAGAAUGGUAACACAGAUGGGGCUGUUUCAUCUGAAGCGCAAAAAGAGGGGGAAACAGAGGAAUCCACCUGUGAAGGUCAAGUCCAGUUAUCCGACAAUCGUGUAUCUACACUACCUGCAGCUAAUCUACAUCACGCAGAUCCAGUUUUAUCUACAGGAGAAGAUUCACUACCAGAUGCUAAUAAGAAUGGUUCCAGUAGAAAAAAAUCAAAAAGGAGAGAGAGGAAAAAGAAAGAGGAGGCUUCCUGUGAAGAGAAAAUGUCGGAUGAUGUAGAGAAAAUCACAAACGAAGACCAAGAGCAGCCACCCAACACUCUGUCAAAUGGUAUAGUACAAGAAGGGUCACACAAACAAAGUCAAGAUUCAUGUGAAAAAGCUGGAGCUGCACAACUUUGUACCGGCCCUAAUUUUUCAGCGCAAGAAGAUUCACAGCCAGAUGCUACUAGUUUGACUUGUUCCCAGAAAAGAAAGAGAGAGAAAAAGAGGGAUACAAAGGCACUGAAGGAAAGUGAUGUUGAUAUUCAUAGUACCAAUGCAGGGGUUGCUGUAAAGUACAAUACUAUUACUGAAGCUGAAGGAUCGAAAUCGAUGAGUAAAGAGGAAAACUCUGUUGCUAGUGCUGUGAUAAAUAGUUGUCUGCAAUCCAAGGAUGAUACUGUGGAACAACAAGAGUGCACAGAUGUUAAACUCAGUGAAACUGUUGCCCAAACUCAGAGUCCUAAAGCCAAGAAAAGGAAGAAGAGAAAGAAUAAAACAGCGGAGGUCUGUGAUCCAUUAGGAAAUAUUUUGCCAACCUCCACGAAAAGCGGGUCAGUAGAGUGUGUGGAAAAUAAUGAUGGGAAUAAGGAAACUGAUGGGAAUACUGAAGUUAAAGAGUAUGUUCUUGAACUUAAAUGCGAUACUACUUCUGAAGCUGAAGGAUCAAAACCGAUGGAUAUAGAGGAAAAAUCUAUUGCUGGUGUUGUGAUAAGUAGUUGUCCGAAAUCCAAGGAUGAUACAGUGGAACAACAAGAGUGCACAGAUGUCAAACUCAGUGAAACUGUGGCCCAAACUCAGAGUCCUAAAGCCAAGAAAAAGAAGAAGAGAAAGACCAAAACAGUGGAGGCUUGUGAUCCAUUAGGAAAUACUUUGCCAACCUCCACGAAAAGCGGGUCAGCAGAGUGUGUGGAAAAUAAUGAUGGGAGCAAGGAAACAGAUGGAAUUACUGAAGUUAAAGAAGACGUUCUUGAAGUUAAACACGAUACUAUUUCUGAAGCUGAAGAAUCAAAAUCGAUGAGUAAAGAGGAAAUAUCUGUUGCUAGUGUUAUGAUAAGUAGUUUUCCAAAAUCCAAGGAUGACACAGUGGAACAACAAGAAUGCACAUAUGUCAAUGAAACUGUGGCUCAGAAUCCUAAAGUCAAGAGAAGGAAGAAGAGAAAGACCGAAGCAGUGGAGGUCUGCGACUCGUUAGGAAAUACUUUAUCAACCUCCAUGAAAAGCGGGCCAGUAGAGUUUGUGGAAAAUAAUGAUGGGAAUGGUGGGCGAGAGUUAAUUAGUUAUCCAGCAAGUCAGAGGGAAAAUUCUGUAACUGGGGAGGGAAGUGGUUUACAGAAUCUCGGAAAAACUAAAGAGAAGGAAACAGAUGAAAAAACUGGAGUUAAAGAGGACGUCCUUGGAGCAGGUGUAUGUGAUGUAAGGAGCAAAAAACAGAAGGGGAAGAAGAAGAAAACGUCAUCUGCAGAUAUGGAAGUCUGUGAGCCAUCAGGAUCUGUAGGAUGUUUGUUGGAUCAUUCAGACGAAAAAGACAUGCCAAAUUGUGAUGGGAAUGCCGGACAACAAUUGGGGGGAGAGGAUAUGACAAGUAAAACUGAAAAGUCUGUAAUGAGAGAGAAAAGUGGAGUUCAGAAAUCUGGAAAACGUAAAGAAAUGACAAAAGAUGAAAAUAUUGAAUCUAAUCAGGAUACAAUUGGAGCCGAAGGUGUUAGUGAUGUUGCACGCAAAAAAAAAAAGAGGAAGACAAAAAAGAAAACAAAUUGCGAAUCAGUAGCCAUCAUGGAUAGCGACUGUUUGUUGUAUCAAUCAAAUAGAGAAGGUGUGGAAAAUUGCGAUGGGAAUGCUGAUGGGGAGAUUGCCAGUAAGGAUUUGGCAAGUAACACUGAAGAUUCUGCAACUAAGAAGGAAAGUGUUCAGGAUGUUGAAAAUACCAAAAAAAAGAAAAAAAGUAAAAAGGAAGAAGUUGAUCAGAAUGCCAUGGGAGCAGAAAGUGUUAGUGAGGUUGAGGUCACAACAAAGAAACGCAAGAAGAAGAAAAAUCUGUCGGAUCAUAUAACAGACAAUAUGGAGGACGACAGUAAAAAGAUAAAUGAUGUAAAGGGAGAAGUUGAUCAGAAUGCUUUGGGAGCAGAAGGUGUUAGCAAGGUUGAGGUCAAAACAAAGAAGAGCAAGAAUAAGAAAAAUGCUUUAGAUCAUAAAACUGAUGAUAUGGAGGAGAAGGAUGCUGUUUCCGUGCCUAGGAAAGAUGAAGAACCAGAAUUUGAUGGGGAAAAGCUUGAAAUGUCUUUGUCAAGUUCUGUUGUAAUACAAAAUAAUAUGGUUCAAGGAGUUGCUUCAUCAGAAACUGGAAGUGUACCUAAAUGUUCAUGUGAUGGUCGUACUAAAAAGUUGCUUGUAUUUGAUUUGAAUGGCAUACUGGCGGAUAUCGUUCAGGGCUUUACAGGUCAAUUUAUUCCAGAUGGUAAAGUAUCAUACAGAUCAGUCUUCAGGAGGCCUUUUGUUUCCAGUUUUCUCGACUUUUGCUUUGAGAGAUUUAAUGUUGCGAUAUGGUCCUCCAGGCGCAUUGGGUUGGAUUAUAUGGUCAGCAUUGUAAUGAGAAACUAUGCGAGGAAUCUGUUGUUCUGUUUUGAUCAGAAUAAAUGCACUACAACGAAGUUUAAAACGCAGGAGAAGAACGAUAAGCCUCUGUUCCUCAAGGAUCUACGAACAGUAUGGGAACGUGUUGGGACAUGCAUCAGUUGUGGAAAUCGAAAGUAUGAUGAGACAAACACAUUGCUAGUUGACGAUUCACCCGACAAGGCCUUGUGUAAUCCUCCAUACACUGGAAUCUUCCCUUCCCCGUACCAGUACACAGAGCAUCAAGAUUCUGCAUUGGGACCUGAGGGUGAGCUAAGGAAGUAUCUUGAAAGAUUAGCGGAUGCGGAGAACGUUCAGAAGUUUGUGGCAGAGAAUCCAUUUGGUCAGACUGCCAUAACUGAGACGCACGAGUCAUGGGAGUUUUACUCUAAGGUCGUCGAGGCACACAAGUAAUUCCUCCGCCGAGGACUUUGACUUAUGUAAUUGCCGCUCACAACAACUAAGUGUUCAUGCACAGACAGAUUAAGUUACUUCCGGUGGAGAAACUCUACUCCCUGAAACUUCAAUUUAGCUCACUUCACAUUUUUGUUGAUCUUUGUAUUUCUUGUGUUUCAAAGACCAGCCUCAGUAUACAUUAUCUGUUUAUGAUAAUAAUCUAGAUUCAAACUGGUAAGUUGUCUUCAAAUAAGUUGAUUGUUAUUCGUAUA